AUGCUUGAAGAUAAUCAAGAUCAGGAUGGCAAGCCAACAUGUUUUGUUCAUGAAAUGAGAAAUGACACCGAUUGGAUCAACUUCAAAAGAACUAUGGUCAGAGCUCCUCAAAUCUUCAAGCAAAAGGUAAAUUGUGGUGCACAGCUCCCUUUAGAUGAAACAUACGAAAAGUUAAAUGGUGAAUUCAUUUCAUUGACUGAUAGAGUAAAGUUGCUAGAGACGGAGGUUUUAAGGUACAUAUCCCAUAUCAAAUCAUUUUUGAAUCAUUCUACAUGUACAGGGGAGGCUCUUUUAAAAUUAUUCGAUCCACAAUUUGAUCAGAGUGGUUAUGGAACUUCAAAUGUGAAAUCUAGAUCUGAUGAAGAAGGGAUAUUUAGCAAAACAAGUAACUUUGUUGAACAAAGCGUGAAUAUUUCCAAUCUUAUUGAACCUGAUUUAACAAUAAUCACUGAUAAUGUUGUUAUCCCAUUGACAAGGCUAAUCUCUUUGACAAAGAGCAUCAAGAAAUGCCUGAAAGAGAGAGAAUUUGCUUUUUUGGAUGCAAAUAAAUAUCUAAAUGACUUUCAAUCUUUAAACUCUAAAGAUAAAACUUUGUUGACAUUGAAACAGCAGCAAAAUUUGAUAAGGUAUGAAAAGAAUCACGAGGUAUCAAAACUCAAAUUUGAGCAGAUUAAUGAACUAUUAAAAAAGGAACUUUCAACAUUUUUGAAAUUGGCGUAUGAAUUGAUAAGACCAUUACAUGUUAUUUUUUAUUAUCUUCAACUUUCAAUCAAUUACCGUGUUUUCCAGCAACUUGAUAAGCUAAAGAAUACCGAGGCCAAAACUAAAGUUAAAGAUACUACACCAGAAGAGUUUAAUAAUGUUAUUUCAGCAGAAUUUUAUUCACGCCAAAAAUCUGCUAAAGAUAUCAUUGAAAACUUAUCAUUAUUAAGAUCACCAUUGUUGUACAAGUUCGAUGAUCAUAAGAAACUAGAUGAUUUGCAACCUGAACCUUUACAAUCACCACCGGCUUAUUCUCUGGAUCUGAAUGAAAGCCUCGAUGAUACGUAUUGCAUUGCACGCUAUGCAUAUCAAGCUCAACAAGAAGGUGACUUAAGUUUUGCUAAAGGAGAACGUAUUAAGGUGAUUGAUAAAAGCCUUGGUGUUUGGUGGAAAGGUGAAUUAGACGAUGGGGCUGUCGGUCUUCUUCCUAGUAAUUAUGUCACAUCAAUAAAAGGGUAA
Messenger RNA from Hansenula ciferrii, 1221 nucleotides. Its product is annotated as BAR and SH3 domains-containing protein. Gene Ontology annotation, biological process: plasma membrane tubulation; actin cortical patch localization; endocytosis. The coding region runs from base 1 to 1221 and encodes 406 amino acids. Gene Ontology annotation, cellular component: cytoplasm; actin cortical patch. The record is from RefSeq and is a predicted model, not a curated record. The transcript has a single exon. Gene Ontology annotation, molecular function: lipid binding; protein binding. Lineage: Eukaryota; Fungi; Ascomycota; Saccharomycetes; Phaffomycetales; Wickerhamomycetaceae.